Molecule: messenger RNA, 1655 nt
Organism: Puntigrus tetrazona (Sumatra barb)
Lineage: Eukaryota; Metazoa; Chordata; Actinopteri; Cypriniformes; Cyprinidae
Product: gastrula zinc finger protein XlCGF8.2DB-like
Exons: 2
Coding region: 689-1510 (273 amino acids)
Biological process (GO): regulation of transcription by RNA polymerase II
Cellular component (GO): nucleus
Molecular function (GO): DNA-binding transcription factor activity, RNA polymerase II-specific; RNA polymerase II cis-regulatory region sequence-specific DNA binding
Source: RefSeq, a predicted model, not a curated record
GGUAUAACAUUUUCUAAUGUAAAAUGAUCUCGAUGAAAUCGAACAAGACUUUUAUUUUGGUCUGGUGAUGUGACGUCAUAAGGCUGCGCCGCGCUCCUACAUCUGUGAUUUAACCGAAGAAAUGUGCUGGCUUUUAAUCAUUUUAAGUGUUUAAAACUCGUUAGAGAAUUACACGGAAGAUACAUUGUUAGCCGAUGUAACACUGUGAUGCGUUAUUUAGUGACAUUGCGGUCCCUGUUUAGUAAAUAAUUUAGCUUAAACGAAUUCUUCCACUGGUAAGUGUUGAUAGAAACUGAAUCAAUUGAUUCACGAGACGAUUCACUGAUUUGAAUCGAUCGAAUCGCCGCGCGUCGAUGACUCUUGCUGCUCAAAACAACGAACACGUGAUAAUGAAAACUUUUACACACAAACUGCAGCUGUUUUUAUUAAAGUGUGAUCUGUUAAAUAAUUUACAAGUCAGUAAAUACUAAAUAGAAAUACAAAUGUGAAAGUUGUGAAUGAUAUGUGUCUUAUGUGCUAGUUUUGGUUGUUUGUUUUCAUCAGGUAAUUCUUGAGGUAAAUCUGAACUACAGAUUUGGUUUGGAUUCAUAAUUUCUUUCUUCUGUUAUUUAUUCUUUUCUUAAACAGUCCAAAAUCACAGAAAAACACCCGGAGAAACAGCCGAGAUCCACGUGGCACUAAUAUAAAGAUGGCAUUUGUUAAAGAGGAGAGUGAAGACGUGAAGAUUGAAGAAACAUUCAGAGUCAAACAUGAAGAUACUGAGGAACAAACAGACCUGACAACACUGAAAGAAGAAAGCCAUCUUCUCAAUGAAGAAAACGACGACUCUCAUUCUGAAAAGAUUAAAAAAAGAGAUCAAAAGACAGCAAAUAGAAUAUAUUUGACCUGCCAACAGUGUGGAAAGAUCUUCAAAAAAAAAUCUGACCUCAAGGUCCACUUGAGAGUUCACACUGGAGAGAAGCCUUUCACCUGCCAACAUUGUGGUAAGAGUUUCAACAGAAAAGGAAACAUUGAAGUUCACCUAAGAGGUCACACUGGAGAAAAACCUUUUACCUGCCAACAGUGUGGAAAGGGUUUUAUUCGAAAAGCAGACCUUACAUAUCACACGAGAGUUCACACUGGAGAGAAACCCUUCACCUGCCAACAGUGUGGAAAGAGUUUUACUAAACAAGGAAACCUUAAAGAGCACAUAAGAAUUCAUUCUGGAGAGAAGCCUUACACCUGUAAGCUGUGUGGAAAGAACUUCAUUCGAAAACCACACCUUACAAACCACAUGAGAAUUCACAGUGAAGAGAAGCCUUACAUGUGCCCUCAAUGUGGAAAAAGUUUUACACAAAAACAACACCUCAUUGUCCACAUAAGGAUUCACACCGGAGAGAAACCUUUCAGCUGCCAACAGUGUGGAAAGAGUUUCACUGAAAAAGGAACCCUUAGAAAACAUAUAAAGAUUCACACGCGAGAGAAGGCGUUUACAGGUGAUCAGAGUUUCAGACGUGAAGUAGGUCUUUAACAUGUUGUGAUUUACUGUUCAGUGUGCUACUUGAUCAACUGCCAAGUUAAAAUAACCCUAACCCCUAACCCGGAUAUGCUCAUAUGUAUUUGUCAUUUGUGUGCUUUAAUAAAAUCAAAGGUCUAAAAAUCCUUAAAGUGUUUAG